Nannospalax galili (Upper Galilee mountains blind mole rat) is the source of this 810-nucleotide messenger RNA. RefSeq names its product translation initiation factor IF-2-like. NCBI's taxonomy places the organism in Eukaryota, Metazoa, Chordata, Mammalia, Rodentia, Spalacidae. The record is from RefSeq and is a predicted model, not a curated record. The transcript is spliced from 2 exons. The coding region runs from base 1 to 810 and encodes 269 amino acids.
AUGACUUCAGAGCCGCACAGGCCCCCACGCGCCGCUGGGCGAGAAAAGAAGGAAGAGGACAGGAAGCCCGGGUCCCCUCGUCCUGGCAAAAAAGGGGCGCCUAGAGCGCAGAGCCCCCCGCCCCCGGGAUGCCCAGAAGGGGCCGGGCUCAAACAGACCCCAGUGUCAGGCGAGGUCACGGAAGGUAAAGGGCACGGCAGUGUGGACUGCCUCACUCCCCACAGGCACCAGACCCCACCCUCCCGGCGGGGGGGGGCGGUGCAAGGGCAAGGUGGCGAGUGCCGGCCGUCCAGACCAAUCAAAGGGGGUUCCCGGAACUCGGGAACGGCGGUGGGAAGCCCCGCCCCCGAGCGUGACCGUCAUGAGGAAGGCGCUCGCUCAUUGGCGCGCUGGGGCUUUUCCCGCGUGCUCCCGGGGCUGAAGGACGUUCCCGGGGAAGCCGCUGCCGGCGCGUGGGGGUCCCGGGGGCUGUGGAAGACGCGCCGGGAUCUCGGGGAUCCCGCGGCCCGGCGCGCCCGGGGAGCGAACGUGGGGGUUGCGCCGCGGCGAGGCGCCGAGGCGAUGAGGCCGCCGCUCCCGGGCCCCAGAGCCACGAAUCCGGGCGUCGCUGCCUACCGCGGGGGAGGGGCGCGCGUCCCGUCAGGCCCCGCCUCUCAGGACGGUCCCGCCCUUUCCCGCCCGGCUGGCUCCGCCCCCAGGCAGGCCCCGCCCUCCCGGCCAGCGCCACGUCCCCACAGCCGCCUGCGCCCGCCUUCCGCUCCCGCCCCCGUGUGCUCCGUUGUCCCCUUUUCCAGCGGCUUAAAAUACUGA